ACAGUUGCAAUCUUGUAAAUGCUACAGAAAUCUCACAAGCAAAGACAGCAAUCAUCCAGUGUGUUCAAACUGAGACUUACAAAGAAGAGAUUGAAAGCCUUAAAAGAGGAAAAGACAUCCCCCCACGCAGUCCUCUUGGAAAGCUCGACCCCUUUAUUGAUGGUGGGUUGUUAAAGGUUGGAGGACGCUUACAGGCAGCAGAUCUUGCAGACGUGGAGAAACACCCCUUGAUAAUUCCAGGUGAUCAUCAUGUAGCUGUUCUCUUAGUUAGACAUUACCACAGCCAAGUAGCUCACCAAGGCAGGCAGUUCACUGAAGGUGCUCUGCGCUCAGCAGGACUAUGGAUUGUUGGUGGCAAGAGACUAAUUUCCAGCACACUCCACAAAUGUGUCACAUGUAGGAGACUUAGAGGUCGCCUAGAAGGGCAGAAAAUGGCUAGCUUGCCCUCCGACAGGCUUGCAGUUGACCCGCCCUUUACUCAUGUAGGCCUGGAUGUUUUUGGGCCCUGGAAUGUCAAGUCCCAUCGCACAAGGGCAAAUAACAUUGAUUGUAAAAGGUGGGCUGUAAUGUUUACCUGUCUGAGCACCAGGGCCGUCCAUAUAGAGGUCAUAGAGGCAAUGUCAACUUCGAGUUUUAUAAAUGCCUUACGCCGUUUCCUGUCGAUCAGAGGACCUGUCAAACACUUACGGUCAGACCAAGGAACAAACUUCAUUGGAGCCUGUAAAGAGUUGCAAAUCGACACUCAAGGCCCGGAGAUCAAAGCCUAUCUAAGGGACCAAAGCUGCACCUGGACAUUCAACGCCCCACAUUCAUCUCACAUGGGAGGAGUGUGGGAGAGGAUGAUUGGGCUCGUUCGACGCAUCCUUGAUGGCUUGUUGCUGCAAACCUCAACCACCCGCCUCACACAUGAGGUUUUGGUCACCCUUAUGGCAGAGGUCAUGGCCAUAAUGAACGCCAGGCCUUUAGUUCCUGUUUCAAACGAUCCGGAAGCGCCUGAGGUUCUUUCUCCUGCAAUGCUUUUAACGCAGAAGGCUGGUGCUGUCCCAACACCUCCUGGAGACUUUGAACUCAAGGACCUUUACAAAGCCCAGUGGCGGCAAGUGCAAGGUCUAGCGGAUCACUUUUGGAAAAGAUGGCGGCAAGAGUAUCUUGCUACACUGCAAACAAGGCAAAAGUGGAAGGGAGAGAAGCGAAACGUCAAACAGGGUGAUAUUAUUCUAUUGAAAGACAGUCAAGUAAAACGCAAUGAGUGGCCAAUUGGGAUUGUAGUGAAGGCCAUUCCCAGUGAGGACAACAGAGUGAGAAAAGUUGAGGUUAAAAUCGUAAAACAAGGUACCAUUAAAACAUAUCUUAGGCCUGUUACUGAUGUAAUAGUACUUUUGUCUGAAGCUGAAACUAAUGUUUAAAAAAAAAAAAAAAAGAGUGGUAUAUUUAU
Molecule: messenger RNA, 1435 nt
Organism: Archocentrus centrarchus (flier cichlid)
Lineage: Eukaryota; Metazoa; Chordata; Actinopteri; Cichliformes; Cichlidae
Exons: 1
Coding region: 432-1406 (324 amino acids)
Biological process (GO): DNA integration
Molecular function (GO): nucleic acid binding
Source: RefSeq, a predicted model, not a curated record